Molecule: messenger RNA, 888 nt
Organism: Ceutorhynchus assimilis (cabbage seed weevil)
Lineage: Eukaryota; Metazoa; Arthropoda; Insecta; Coleoptera; Curculionidae
Source: the annotation of a GenBank genome assembly
UCAUAUCAUCCGUCUCUGUCUCUUCCACGUGUCAGUAUCUGGCAACGACGCAGAUAGCUAUUUUUAGCCUUGUUCCUGUCAGUAUUUUCUGGAAAACGUCAUUUUCGAAUAAAAUAUCGUGAGAUUCGCAUCGACUUCUCGAGUAAUUUAAUUUUACGUUUACGUAACGAAACGCUCACGAAAAAUUUUACUUUUAUUUGUGAUAUACGAAGGAAAAAGUGAUAAAAAAUGGCAAGACGUGGACGAUCAGCCCCAGCACCAAGGUCUAAUUUGCCAGCUAGAACUGCUCCAGCUCCUCCACCAGCUCCAGUGCAAGCUGCCCCAGCCGCACCAGCACCCUCCCAAGGCCCAGGACUUUUUGGUCAAAUGGCAGCCACUGCUGGAGGUGUUGCUGUAGGCUCAGCUAUUGGACACACUGUCGGACACGCCAUGACUGGACUGUUCAGUGGCGGUUCUAGUGAAGCUGCCCCAGCUCCGCAACAGCAAGCAGCUGCUCCAGUGCAACAGCAAUACGGGGCCCAGCCUAACGAACCAGCAGGACCUUGCUCUUGGGAAAUCAAGCAAUUUUUGCAGUGCGCCUCCACUCAGUCUGAUUUGACUUUGUGCCAAGGGUUCAACGAGGCUAUUCAACAAUGCAAAAUCAACCACAAUUUAGCUUAAAGAAGUCUCUUUUGAGUGUAGAUGAUGGAUGAAAUUUUAGUAUUAUGGUUACUCAAAAGUUGUAUUAGAAGCAAAUAUUGAAUAGAAAAAAUUUUGACCCAUAGCUAGAGCAUCUCUGCUCAUUAUUUACAACUUUGAAUAAAUAUUAAUUCUUUAUGUUUUUUGUUAUGUUUCUUUUUAUUUAUACAUUAUUUAAACAAUAUUUACGGAAAAUGUAACUACAUUCUG